AUGCACACUAACGUGGGCAGCAGAGUUCUUGAUGAAGAAGGGUUUCUAGGAAGAUUUCCGCCUCCAGUAUAUUAUGAUGAAGACGGAAUUGCCAAUGUACUUGCUAUGCGUGAGAUGACUGCUGCGGGAUACCGCAUUACCAUGGAUACUGAUUUUGACAAUGCCUUUGUUGUGCAUUGCAAUGGAGACAGACAGAUGCGAUUUGUGAAUCGUAAGGGUGUAUAUGUGUUGGAACAACUUGGAGUGGAUGUCGAACCAGGUGCCAAAGAGACAAGUGCAAUGUAUCGUUGCCAGUUAAGCAACGUAAAUAAACAACCCCAUUUCGAACUUUCUUCAAAACAGAAUGGAUAUGCUGGACUCGGGAUGACUGUGAAGAUGGCAACGGUUCGAAAGAACAAAGAAGGAUUCACUCCAAGACAAGUCAAAGCUGCGAUGGAAGCAAGAAGUGCAAUGCACAUACCCAAUGCUCCAAGCACCAAAAGUCUGAAGUAUGCAAUCCGAUCUGGUCUCAUCAAGAACUGUCCUAUCACUGAAGAAGCGAUCAAUCAUGCCGAAGCAAUCUUUGGACCUGACGCAUCUACAUUGAAAGGCAAGUCAACAAGACCAACUCCGAAGAAGACGUAUCACGACUUCUUCAGUCCACCAGAGGAAUUGUAUCAACAUAAUCGAUCUAUUACCGUCUGUAUUGAUCACAUGGAGAUCGAGCAUGCUAAGUUUCUCACCUGCAUUGAUACCACUGUGCAUAUUCCGCCGCUACAACAAGGCAGAAUUUCAAGUCAAGACGAUCAAUGUGAUCGGGCAUUCAUUCCUCUGACGGAUGAUAUGCUAGACAAUAUGGGUGUUACUAUUGACCCGACUGCAGCUGGAGAUCACGAGCCUACAGCUGAGCGAAACAAUCGAACGCUGAAAGAAAGAGUCAGAGUAGCUCUUGCAGGAUUACCCUACAAAGUUGUACCAAAAGUGAUCACUGAAUGUCUUGGACGUCGAGCCGCCGAACUAUUGAAUGUCUUUCCCCAGAAAGACAGUAUUUCCUCACAUUUCAGUCCGCAGCAACUCAUUGAUAAUGUCAAUAUCAACUACAAGAGUGACAUGGUUGCUGAGCUUGGACAGUAUGUUCAUGCAA
Molecule: messenger RNA, 1123 nt
Organism: Cylindrotheca closterium
Lineage: Eukaryota; Bacillariophyta; Bacillariophyceae; Bacillariales; Bacillariaceae
Source: the annotation of a GenBank genome assembly